ACACUCUUUCACGAAGUUGGAACGUCAGUACCGGACAAUAUCGAUCCUCCCACGGCGUCGAAUUAGCAGCAACAAUUAAAACAGCGCCGUUAUUCUCAUAACAAUAUAAUUCCGACUGUAGAGAGAUAUUAACAUUCUGAGCCAGCCUCCUGUCUCUUCGUGGUAAAAAAUAUCAUGGAUGCUCUACGUGGACUUGCGACGGAUGCCGGAACCUUUCUCAGCCGAACCAGGCAGUACACUGAAGAAAAACUUGGCAGUGCUGAGAAGACUGAGUUAGAUGCACACUUUGAGAACCUUCAGCAGCGUGCCGAUAGGACGAAAUCAUGGACGGAAAAGAUUGUAGGACGAACAGAAGCUGUACUGCAGCCAAACCCAAAUCUCCGCGUGGAAGACUAUUUCAACUCGAAGCUAGACAGACGACCCAAGGAACGAGAAAAUAAUUAUGAACUACUUGGAAUUGCAAUGAUUGAGUCGGGCAACGACCUUGGUCCAGGAACUCAAUAUGGAGCAGCAUUGGUGAAGUGUGGUACUACGCAGAAAAAGCUAGGACAACUAGAGAAAGACUUAGUAAAUACAUCUAUCACAAAUUACAUGGCACCACUCAGAAACUUUUUAGACACAGAUAUGAAGACAAUCAAUAAAGAAAAGAAAAUUCUAGAAUCAAAAAGACUUGACUUGGAUGCUUGUAAGAGCAAAGUUCGUAAAGCAAAAUCUACUGAAAAUCAAAAAGCGCCCAACAAUGAGGAUAUGGUUUAUAAUGCUGAGGCCGACCUCCGAUUGGCACAAAAUGAAUUUGAUCGUCAGUAUGAGAUCACAAAACUGCUAUUGGAAGGAGUCGGUAGUGCACAUUCCAAUCAUCUGAGGUGUUUACAAGAUUUCAUCGAAGCUCAGCAAAACUUUUUCAGUCAGUCACAGGCUGCUCUGGCAGACCUACAAAAACAGCUUGGCAAUUUACCUGGUUCAGGGCCUAUUCGUCCACCUCCCCCAAAUCUUGAUGGUUCUGUACCCUCUGCCAAGCCAUACAUCACUGGAAAUGGGCAAAUGCCGGUUGGCAACAGUAUGACGAGGAAUGCUAAGGUUCUUUAUGACUAUGAUGCGGCAGACUCCAGCGAACUCUCCUUGCUAGCGGAUGAGCUCAUAACUGUUUGGAGUGCUCCAGGCUUGGACUCUGAUUGGAUGAUUGGUCAGCGUGGCUCACAAACUGGAAAAGUACCAGUCACAUAUUUGGAAUUAAUGUAGAUUAGAUGUUUAUUUACUAGGGGUUUCUUUGCAAGGUUAAAUAUUGCUGAAUUGCAAUUAAAAGAUGAUGGGUCUUAUGCUUGGUUAAUUUUUGACCCAUGUAGCCAAAGGUCGAAGUUACUCACAAAGUGCUUGUUAUGGUUUGUGAAGUAUGAUCUUUAAAAACUAUGAACCUUACAUGGUUGGAGAACUUUUAACCAUAUGAGUUAAAGGUUACAAAUAAGUUAAAUCGGUGUGUAUAUUUGGUGAAUUUGUUUCUUUAAGGUCAGUCGGAUGUCACUGGUUGACCUCAGGGCAUUUUCUUAAUAAGUGCUUCUUUAGAAAAAAACAUCUGAGUAACAAGCAAAAGUUUCCACAGUUUUUGAUUAGUAUGGCCACUCAUAUUAAUAUUUUAUAUUUAAUAGUUUAUGUAUAAUCACAUUAAUUUAUUGCUGUUAUUAUUGUUAUUAUUAUUGUUAUAUUAUAAUCUGUUUAUAAUUUAUCAAUUUAAGCAACUUGCAAUAUUUUCCAUUUUAAUUUAAAUUUUAGUUGCAUCCCUUUUCCAUCCACCCUAGCAGUAACCCCAAACCCCACCUAUCUGCACUAUCCAAUACAGGAUUUUACACCACCUUCUACUGCCCUUACCUAAUCCAUUACACCAAAUGAUACUAACCCACCCGUUGUACUCUUAUCACAUCUUACCAGCCAGCUUUGCCAAUGAUUGUGAAAUACAUGCUCAUUCUUUAUAUAUUGUUAAUAAAAUGUAAUAUUUCAAAGUAUAAUUGCACAUAAUAUUUAAGAAUUUUCAUAAUUUAAUUAUUGUUUUAACUGAAAGUAGAUUAAAAUAUAUAAAAUAUUGAAUUUGGUAGUAUUGAAAUUGUUUAUAAUGUAAAGUUAGUAAGGAUAAUGAGAACUACCAGUCAUUUUUGAAAAAAUUGAAAAAGUGGAAUAUUGUUGAUUAAGUUAUACCACACCACAAGAUGUAUAAUUUUAUGUAACAGUUUGACUAUUAUUGUGUUAAUUUUAACAGUGCAGGGGCUGCCUAGUGGUGGUGUCAAGAUUUGCUCUAUAGGGGUCCCAUGUCCCAGACGAGGGUCCGAUGUCCCUGACAGAAGCAUAUGUGGAUGGGGCCUAGGGCUUUCCAAAAAGAUUCCAGGGUGCAGUUCUCCCGAAAAAUUCAACAAUCUGUAACAAUUAUAUAGAAUUUUUCCCUCCAACAAAUUGUUUCUUUUUUCUCCCUGAUCCUAGGCCCCAUUAGCGCCAUCACUGAGGCUGCUUCUUACAAAUAGGAGUUUUAAAUAGGUCACAACAUAAACACAGGAUUACCAUCAAACUAUGGUAGUUGUUCAAACAGUCCCCACUCCACUGCAAGCAGUUCUUUGUCCCCAAUGUACCAGUAAUUUCCUUGGUGUGUAUGGCCUAUACACAACAAAUUAUAAAAGUGAGACAAGCUAUAUACCCUCCCCUACGCAUUUUCUGUUCCCCUGCCACUCCAAUUACGUUUUUGCUUUUUGUAUUCAUUUCCACCUUUGAUAAAUUUUUAGACUUUUUUUUUUAUAAGCCUGUUUAAAAAAAAAAAAAAAAUCUUAAGUUUGUUAAAUAAUUGAAUUAAAUUAAUGACAUUUUAAAUAAAUUGUUUAUUUGGAAUUGAUAUUUCAUUACUGUAAUUGAUCUUCUGCCCAAUGGUAUUAAACAUUAAAGUUAGUUUAUAUUCGUGACAGUCCAAAAUUCAUAAUGGUAGUUUAAUUGUCAUGAGCAGGUACACAGGUCCCAAGCCUCCCGGAAGUCGCGGGAGUCUCCCUGGAAUCGAAACGGCCUCCUGCACUCCAUCAAGCAAGCAAGAAUCUCCCGGAAAAUAACCCAUCUCCCACAAAUAUUUUCGUGUUUUUACUACAUUAUUAUCAAUUGCCUCAUGGAAGUCAGUGCCGAUGGGUAUCCAGGGGUUGCGCCAGGAAUUGCCCCGACGGUGUCCGACAUCCCCGAUAGGGUGAGGGAUGGCUGAUGUCCCCGACGAAAAAAAGUGAGCGUGAUCAGACGUCGCUCAAAAAUUCUUGAAAGUGUUCUAGGGGGCACAAAAAUAUGACAAUUUAGGGGUUUCAAAGGCGUAUUAACAUUUUUUUCUCCAACAAAUUGUGGUCUUUAUCCCCCGCGCUGGCGCCACCCCUGUAGGUAUCACCGUUAAAUAAAUUUAAUAUGUUAAGCUCAUUUAACCAGAUCUCCUGGAAGGGAUUGCUUCCAAUUUGCGACCCUUGAUGGCCAGUGGGCGUUAACUACCGAUAUUCCAGCAUGCAACGUCAACACUUGGAGGGCCCAAACAUGUAUGACUUGCAUCGUAAUAGUAUCGAUGUCACUUUUAAAUCCAUCUUCACUGCUGUCACAUUGAAAUACAAUUUUCUAAGUAUUAUGUUGUUAAAUAAUUUGGACAUUGUGAAGGUUUCGUAAUUUUGAGAAAACGGAAACGGCUACACAGAGAAAACAUCUUUGUUUUCGUUAUCGUUUUCUUAACAUCACGUAUCUUAUUGAUGUUCUACUGGUGAUAGAUAGUAAGUAAGUAACAGCCUAUUUUAAGGAUAUAUUAGAGUAUUAUUGAUUGUACUGUUUCGUUCCUCUUUUGAUCGUUGUGUAUGUUGGCCUACAAUCAACAUGAAUGCACUUCCAUCGUACUAAGAACUAGUACUGUCUAUAUGAAUAAAUGUUUCUUAAAGGGA
This is a messenger RNA of Anneissia japonica, 3926 nucleotides long. RefSeq names its product endophilin-B1-like. The coding region runs from base 175 to 1239 and encodes 354 amino acids. NCBI's taxonomy places the organism in Eukaryota, Metazoa, Echinodermata, Crinoidea, Comatulida, Comatulidae. Gene Ontology annotation, biological process: membrane organization. The transcript is spliced from 10 exons. Gene Ontology annotation, cellular component: membrane; cytoplasm. Gene Ontology annotation, molecular function: protein binding. The record is from RefSeq and is a predicted model, not a curated record.